Molecule: messenger RNA, 14717 nt
Organism: Dendrobium catenatum
Lineage: Eukaryota; Viridiplantae; Streptophyta; Magnoliopsida; Asparagales; Orchidaceae
Exons: 13
Coding region: 118-14379 (4753 amino acids)
Molecular function (GO): Hsp70 protein binding
Source: RefSeq, a predicted model, not a curated record
CGAAGAACUUCUCUUGCGAUGUGAUUUAUGUAGAAUCUCUUUUCUCUUUCUGUUUCGGGCUUCCGAUGAUUCGCUUGAUUUAUCGAUAGGGUUUUCCUCGGGGUUCCACCAGCUGUUAUGGAUCAUUCUCCGGGCGGCACCGACAUGCUAUUCGAGGAUUUUGGGCAGAGGGUCGAUCUAACGAGGAGGAUUCGGGAGGUUUUGGUGAAUUAUCCUGAGGGUACGACGGUGCUUAAGGAGCUGAUCCAGAAUGCGGACGAUGCCGGCGCCACAAAGGUCGUCUUUUGCCUCGAUCGCCGCUUCCAUGGCGUGGAUUCGCUGCUGUCCAGCGAGCUCUCGCAGUUUCAGGGCCCAGCGCUUCUUGCUUACAAUGACGCGGUAUUCACGGAGGAAGACUUUGUAAGCAUCUCUCGGAUUGGUGACAGCAAGAAGCAUAGUCAGUCCUGGAAGACUGGGCGUUUUGGUGUGGGCUUCAAUUCUGUGUAUCACCUGACCGACUUGCCAUCCUUUGUAAGCAACAAGUAUGUUGUCUACUUUGAUCCUCAUGGUUCGCACCUUCCAAAUGUUUCAGCAGCAAAUCCUGGAAAGCGUCUGGAUUUUGUUAGUUCAUCAGCAAUGCCCCUAUAUGAAGAUCAGUUUAAGCCAUAUUGUAUUUUUGGAUGUGACAUGAAGAACCCUUUCCCUGGAACUUUAUUUCGUUUUCCACUAAGGAAUGCAGAUCAGGCUGCUGUCAGCAAGCUUUCUAAGCAAGCGUACACUGCAGAUGACAUUUCCUUAAUGUUUUCCGAACUUCAUCAAGAAGCUGUUUUUAGUUUACUUUUUCUCAAAAGCAUCAUCUCAAUUGAAAUGUAUGUGUGGGACGUUGGUGCAAAUAAGCCGCUAAAAGUUUAUUCUUGUGCUUUAAAGGAUUCAAAAGAAAAUAUUGCACUGAAUCGCCGGGCCCUUCUGAGAUUAUAUAGCUCAAUGGAAGUACAAGAUUUGAAUUUAGAUUCAUUCUUGGUAAAUUUUCUUUGUGAGGCCAUCACUGGAGGUUAUUCAGAUAGAAGAUUAGAAACCUUUUUCAUAGUGCAGGGAAUGGCAUCGGCAUCAAGCAAACUUGGCACUUUUGCAGCCAUGGCUGCCAAAGAAUAUGAUCUUCACCUUCUUCCUCAGGCAUCUGUUGCCCUUUGUUUGUCCGAUGACUUGCCUGAGGAUCAUGUUCUUAAGCAAGGCCAAGUGUUCUGUUCUCUUCCAUUGCCGGUAAGAACAGGUUUUAAUGUUCACGUGGAUGGAUACUUUGAAGUAUACUCCAACAGACGUAGCAUCUGGUUUGGAUCCGAUUUGGAAAGAGGUGGAAAACUGAAGUCUGACUGGAAUAGGCUUCUAUUGGAAUAUGUUGUUGCUCCAGCCUACUGUGAGUUGCUUGUUGGUUUGAGCAAGCUGCUGGGUCCUACCAAGCUAUACUAUUCUGCAUGGCCAACUGGUUUAUUUGAGGAACCAUGGAGUAUUUUAGCUGAGAAUAUCUACAGAAUUGUCUAUUCAAAAAAGGUCUUAUAUUCUAAUUUUGAAGGUGGAAAUUGGAUAUGCCCAGCUGAAGCAUUCUUUCACGAUAUGGAAUUUUCAAAAAAUGAAAUACUUGGCGAGGCCCUAGUCUUAUUAGGGAUGCCUGUUGUUUUUCUACCUGGUAUUAUUUUUGAAACAAUGUAUAAAUAUUGGUCAAAUUUUAGAAUCAGUUUGGUUAGUCCUAUAAUAGUACGAAGUUUCCUAAAGGAGAGUGAGAAACUGGGCACUUUAAACAAAUCGUACAAGUUGGUUCUAUUAGAAUAUUGUCUCACUGGUCUGAGAACUGAGGUUGUUAAUAAACAUGUUGAGGGCCUUGCAUUGCUUCCUUUAGCAAAUGGUGAGUUUGGCACCUUUACUAAGACUAUAAAGGGAACAAAUUAUUUUAUAUGCAGUGAUCUUGAGUACACUAUCCUGGGAUCGACUCCUGAUAUAAUGAUUGAUCGAACCAUUCCAUCUGACUUGUUCAGCAUCCUUUCUGAAAUUGCUAGGAGUUCUCAAUCAAAUCUUGCAUUCCUCAAUGAGAAAAACUUUCUGCAGUUGUUCCCAAGGAUUUUUCCUUCUGAAUGGAGGUAUAAAAACAGGGUGCCGUGGAAUCCUUGUGCAGGCACUUCUCAUCUUAGUGCAACUUGGUUUACAUGUUUCUGGGACUAUAUUCAAGGUCAAUCUUAUGAUAUAUCAUCAUUUGGCGAGUGGCCUAUCUUGCCAUCUACUUCAGGGUACCUUUACAGAACAUCAAAAACCUCGAAGUUUAUUAAUGCAGAGAAGCUACCUGAACCAUUGCGGGAUAUUCUAGUAAAAAUCGGCUGUAAAAUUCUUGAUCCAGCAUACAAAAUAAAGCAGUGUGAUUUAUCUCUAUAUAUUUCAGAUAGCGAUGCUGGUUGCAUUCUGGACUCCAUUUUUGAUACUGAUAUCUCUGGAGGCAAUGAAAUAUGGUUGCUUUUUCAAGUUCUUUCUGUUCCUGAGAAAAUUGAGCUCCGCAGGUUUCUGCUUGAUCCACAGUGGUAUCAUGGAGGCUUUCUCUCUGAUAUUCACAUUAAAUUGGCAAAGAAGCUUCCUAUAUACAGGGUCUAUGGCGAACAACAUUCUGAAAACAUUCAUUUUCAUAAUUUGGAAAAUCCUACGAGAUACUUACCACCUGUAGAUAUACCCGAAUUCUUUGUGGAUGGUGAUUUUGUUUUCUGUUCAUCUAUCAUUGAAGAAGAGAUUUUGCUAAGGUACUUCGGUAUUGAGCGUAUGCCAAAGUCUGCUUUCUACAAAAAGUAUGUUCUAAGUAGACUGGAUGAAUUGCAAUCUGAUGUUCGUGAUACGAUUAUGCUAUCAGUUCUAAAAGAACUACCACAACUAUGUUUGGAUGAUUCUUCUUUUAAGGAAUCUAUGCGUCGAUUAAAAUUUAUUCCAACUGCAAGCGGAAGCUUAGAUUGUCCUGAAUCUCUAUAUGAUCCUCGCGUUGAUGAACUUUAUGCCCUUCUUGAAGAAUCAAAUUGUUUUCCUGGUGGUUUAUUUGGUGAACACAGUGUUCUAGACAUGUUACUGUGUUUGGGACUUAGAACCUCAGUUUCUUCUGACACAAUUAUUAAGAGUGCACGUCUUGUUGAAUCAUUAAUGCGUGAGGAUCAGUUGAAGGCUUUUAUACAUGGCACGGUGCUUCUUUCAUAUCUUGAAGUUCAUGCAAAUAAGUGGUAUAAGAAUGAUAGUCGAAAGGGUGUAAAUAUGGUGUUUUCAAAAGGUGCUACAUCAGGAAAGCCCGGCAAUUUUCAUUCACAAGAUGGUAUUGAAAAAUUCUGGAAUGACCUUAGAAUGAUAUGCUGGUGCCCUGUUUUGGACUCUGCACCCCAUGCUGCUUUGCCAUGGCCUGCAGUUUCUUCCAUGGUGGCCCCUCCCAAGAUAGUUAGACCAAGAGAAGAUAUAUGGCUUGUUUCUGCAAGUUCACGAAUACUUGAUGGAGAAUGUCGCUCAUUGGCUUUGUUCUCAGGCCUAGGUUGGUCUUCACCUCCAAGUGGAACUGUGAUUGCUGCUCAACUACUUGAACUUGGCAAAAACAAUGAGAUUGUUGUAGAUCGGAUUCUUCGACAAGAAUUAGCAAUAGCAAUGCCUAAAAUAUAUUCUCUGUUGACCAAUUUGAUAGGCUCAGAUGAGAUGGACAUUGUUAAAGCUAUUCUUGAAGGUUGUAGAUGGAUUUGGGUGGGAGACGGGUUUUCAACUGUUAGUGAGGUUGUUCUUCAUGGUCAGUUUCAUUUGGCUCCCUACAUGCGUGUUAUUCCUGUUGAUUUAGCAGUAUUCAGAGAUCUGUUUUUGGAACUUGGAAUACCAGAGUACUUGAAGCCUGCGGAUUAUGCUAAUAUUCUUUGCCGAAUGGCAGACAAAAAAGGCUGCACCCCACUUGAUGCUCAUGAGCUUAGAGCAGCAGUGUCCAUGGCCCAGCAUCUUGCAGAAAUCCAGUCUCAGCAUUUGUAUGUUAAAAUAUAUUUACCUGAUUUCUUAUCUAGGUUAAUCCCAGCAACUGAUUUAGUUUACAAUGAUGCUCCCUGGUUGCUUGAUUUGGGGGAGAAUGCAAGUGGAGAUGGAUAUAGUGUUUCUCUAAUGCCUAAGAAUAAUAUACAUAAUUUUGUGCAUGGCAAUAUUUCAAAUGAUAUUGCAGAAAAACUUGGUGUUAGUUCUCUUCGUCGUCUUUUGCUUGCUGAAAGUUCUGAUUCAAUGAAUCUGAGCCUAUCAGGGGUUGCGGAAGCCUUUGGACAACAUGAGGCAUUAACAACAAGGCUCAAGCAUAUUGUUGAAAUGUAUGCAGAUGGGCCGGGGAUACUUUUUGAGCUUGUACAAAAUGCUGAGGAUGCACAGGCUUCUGAAGUGGUUUUCCUUUUGGAUAAAACUCAAUAUGGUACAUCAUCCAUUCUUUCUCCUCAAAUGGCAGAAUGGCAAGGCCCAGCACUGUACUGCUUUAAUGAUUCGGUUUUCAGUUCCCAAGAUCUGUAUGCAAUAUCACGUAUUGGUCAGGACAGUAAACUUGACAAGCCUUUUGCAAUUGGAAGGUUUGGGCUUGGAUUCAAUUGUGUUUAUCACUUUACAGAUAUACCUGGUUUUGUUUCUGGCGAGAACAUUGUGAUUUUUGAUCCCCAUGCUAGCCACCUGCCAGGAAUUUCUCCAACUCAUCCUGGCCUGAGGAUAAAAUUUGUUGGUAGAAGGAUCUUGGAGCAGUUUCCAGAUCAGUUCAUGCCAUUCUUACACUUUGGCUGUGAUUUACAACAACCAUUUCCUGGUACUCUAUUUCGAUUUCCACUCAGGAACGAAACUUCUGCUCACAGAAGCCAGAUUAAGAAAGAAAAGUAUUCACCUGAAGAUGUGGAGUUGCUUUUCUCUUCUUUCACUGAAGUUGUAUCUGAGUCGCUGCUCUUUCUUCAUAAUAUCCAAAGGGUAACUAUUUUCAUAAAGGAUGGUUCUAGCCAUGAGAUGCAGUUAAUACACCGAGUGUCUAGGCACAGUGAUGGUGGGCUUGGAAAGGAGCCACACCCCCAUCAUAACAUGCUCAGCUUUGUUCACGGAAACCAUCAAAAUGGAAUGGAUAGGGAUCAGUUCAUGACCAAGUUGGAUAAAAUUGUAGAAAGGGAUUUGCCAUGGAAUUGCCAGAAGAUUGUACUGUUGGAGCAAAGUCCUUCUGGUUCACAUUUAAACGUUUGGGUUGUUAGUGAAUGUAUAGGUGGUGGGCGUGCUAAAAGUAAAUCUUUAUCUGUGGGUAACCAAUCAUUUAAAUUUAUUCCCUGGGCAUCAGUUGCUUGUUACUUGCACUCUGCUAACUUGCAAGACUUAAAUGAUGAUGAUUUCCUAGAUGCUAAAGUAGAAUCUUAUGUAGUCGCUCGAGUUCAAACAUCUUCAGCAUAUUACAGAAAAAAGUUUUGGGGCAGGGCCUUUAGCUUCCUCCCUUUACCGAUUAGUACUGGUCUUCCAGCACAUAUUAACGCAUAUUUUGAAUUAUCUUCUAACAGGAGAGACAUAUGGUUUGGUGAUGACAUGGCAGGUGGUGGAAAAGUUCGAUCAGAGUGGAACCUUUGUCUUCUUGAAGAUGUUAUUGCUCCUGCUUAUGGUCAUUUGCUGGUUUUCAUUGCACAAGAGGUUGGUCCAUGCGAUCUUUACUUCUCCUUUUGGCCUACUUCCACUGGCAUUGAACCAUGGGAAUCAAUGGUGAGGAAAUUCUAUGUAUUUCUGUCUGAUCAAAGAUUGCCUGUUUUGUACACAAAAGCUAGAGGUGGGCAGUGGAUUUCGGCAAGACAAGCCAUAUUUCCUGAUUUUAAUUUUCGAAAUGCGAUUGAGCUUGCAGAAGCGUUAUCAGAAGCUGGCUUGCCUGUAGCUAAUGUAUCAAAUGAGAUUGUGAAAAGGUUUAUGGACUCAUGCCCUUCACUUCAUUUUCUCACUCCUCAGCUUCUAAGAAGCAUAUUGAUCCGCCACCAUUAUGGAUUUAAGGAAAAAGUUGCGAGUGUGACUGCUUUAGAAUACUGCUUGAGUGAUCAUAAAGUGAUUUCUUCCUGUGAUAUAUUAAAUGGAUUACCUUUGUUACCUUUAGCUGACGGUAAAUUUACUUCAUUUAACAGAAGGGGAGAAGGUGAUAGAGUAUUUGCUACAUCUAUUGAGGUAUUUGAUCUUCUUGUAAACCGAGUACCAUAUCUACUUGUGGACUGUUCCGUUCCUGAUACUACGCUGAAGAAGCUAAGAGACAUUGCUAAUUCUGGCCUAACUAAUUUGCAUGUAUUGACAUGUUAUUCUGUUGUGGAACUUCUUCCCAGGAUUCUUCCAACUGAAUGGCAGCAUUCUAGGCAGGUACGAUGGACUCCAGGCCAUCAAGAUCAACCAAGUCUUGAAUGGAUGGGGUUAUUCUGGAGCUAUUUGAAGGCAUCCUGUAAUGAUCUUUCAAUAUUUAACACGUGGCCUAUUUUACCUGUGAGGAAUGGUUUUCUUUUGCAACUUGUCGAAAAUUCUGCUGUAAUCAGGGAUGAUGGAUGGAGUGAAAAUAUGUCUUCAUUACUGCAGAAAUUGGGAUGUUCCUUUUUGAGGUCUGACUUGCCUCUUGAUCAUCCCCAUUUAAGAAACUUCGUGCAAGAUGCGACGGCAACUGGCAUUCUGAAUGCUCUGCAAGCUUCUUGUCAGCUGCAAGAUAUUAAGAACUUAUUUCUGAAUGCGUCCAAGGCGGAGAUGCGGGAAUUGAGGAGCUUCAUUUUCCAGUCUAAAUGGUUUUCUGGGGAUCAAAUGGGUUCCAUGCAAAUAGACAUAAUCAAACAUCUUCCAAUUUUUGAGUCCUACAAAAAUGAUGUGCUUUUAACUUUGACUAAUCCAUUAAAAUCGCUUAAACCAGCAGAUUUACUUGAGGAUCUCAUAGAUGAUAGUUUUAUCAGAACAGAAUCCGAGAGGGAAAAGAGCAUUUUGCAAAAUCAUUUGGGAAUCAGAGAAUUACCAAAAGCGGAGUUUUACAAAAACUUCGUGUUUAAUAGUAUAGAAAGUUUCCUUGGAAGAACAACCUUUAUUUUGGAUAUCUUAGUUGAUUUGAAGCUGUUGGCUGAAGAGGAUGAUUCCAUUAAAUCUGCACUAUCGGAAAUGUCUUUUGUUUUAACUGCUGAUGGUUCUUGGCGGCAUCCUUCCAGGCUUUAUGAUCCUCGAGUCCCAAGCCUGCAAAAUCUGCUGAACAAGGACGUUUUUUUCCCGUGUGAUAAGUUUUCAAAUUCUGAAAUACUUGACGUUCUAACAAGCUUUGGACUUAGGAAUAGCUUGAAUUUGAGUGGUCUGAUCGAUGUUGCAAGGUCAGUCUCAAUAUUGCAUGAUUGUGGCCAUGCUGAUGCUCCUCAGUAUGGAAGGAAGUUGCUUUCUUAUCUGAAUGCUUUAGGGAUUAUACUUUCAAAUUCUAAUGGUCAUAAAGAGAACCAUGAUGAUGAUCACCAAAUGUUAACGAUGGAUGGGAUUUCACAUACUAAAGAUCCAGAAGUGAAAAUUGAUGAAGGGAAGAGUUGGGAGUUUGAUCAGGAAGUACUCUCUUUUCUUUCUAGUUUUGUUCUUGAUAUACAAGAAUGUGAAUUUUGGUCAGAGAUUAAGAUUAUUCCAUGGUGCCCUGUAUAUGUCGCUCCUCUUCUGACUGGACUUCCGUGGUUUGCAUCAGAUAAAAGUGUGGCAACUCCAGAAACCACAAGGCCAAAAUCCCAAAUGUGGCAGGUUUCGUCAAAAAUGAGGAUUUUGGAUGGUGAUUGCUCCUCAACUUAUAUCCAUGACAAUCUUGGUUGGAUGCAUCCGCCUGAUAUUGAAACCUUGUCAACUCAGCUAGUUGCACUUUCAAGGGCGUACACUCAGCUGAAAUUGCAGUCCGAGCAUGAAUUUGAUAUUGAUGGUGUCUUGCAAAGAGAGAUUCCCCCUUUAUAUUCAAAGUUACAGGGCUACAUUGAUAAAGAUGACUUCAAAAUUCUGAGAGAAGCUUUGGAUGGAAUCAAUUGGGUUUGGCUAGGUGAUAACUUUGUACAGUCAAAGUCAGUUGCAUUCAACUCACCCGUGAAGUAUCACCCUUAUCUAUAUGCUGUUCCAUCAGAGCUGUGUGAGUUCAGAUCUUUGCUUUCACGGUUGGGUGUGAAGUUGACUUUUGAUGCCAUGGAUUAUUUACAUGUUUUGCAGUGCUUACAGCAGGAUGUUAAUGGAGAACCGUUAUUAGCUGAGCAAUUAAGUUUUGUUCAAUGCGUCUUAGAAGCUUUUGCCGACUCAUUGACCGAUAGACAAUCAACGGAUGCACUUUUGAACUCACUAUUUAUUCCUAGUUCAUCUGGACAUCUGAUGAGUCCAUCGAACCUUGUUUAUAAUGAUGCUCCAUGGAUUGAUAUAAAUAGUACUCAAAAGCAUUUCGUGCACUCUUAUAUCAGUAAUGAUCUAGCUAAACGGCUUGGAGUACAAUCUUUUCACAGUUUGUCUUUGGUUGAUGAGAAAACUGCAAGGGAUUUUUCAUGCAUGGAUUAUGCCAGAAUAUCAGAUUUGUUGGCUUUAUAUGGGGAAAGUGACUUUCUUCUAUUCGACCUUCUUGAGCUAGCUGAUUGCUUACAAGCAAAGAAAUUGCACCUAAUAUAUGAUAAACGCCAACAUCCCAGGCAAUCAUUGCUCCAACAUAAUCUUGGCAACUUUCAAGGAUCCGCUCUUACAGUCGUGCUUGAUGGAGCAACUUUGAGAACUGAAGAAGUUCACAGCCUUCAGCUUCCUCCACCAUGGAAGAUUCGUGGCAACACUCUGAAUUAUGGAUUAGGGUUUGUUGGCAGUUACUUCAUUUGUGAUAUAAUGACAAUGGUUACCGGUGGCUGCUUCUUUAUUUUUGAUCCGCUUGGGUUAGUUCUUACUGCAUCCUCUGGUGGUACUCCCUCAGCAAAGCUUUUUUCCUUGAUAGAAAAUGACUUGACUGAAAGAUUUCCUGAUCAAUUUAGCCCACUGCUUAUGAAACAAGGGUUUUGCUCAGUACCUUUCGAUUCAACAUUUAUUCGCAUGCCAUUAUCUUCAAAAGGCUUGGAGGAGAACGGAUUUGGUUGCAAGAGAGUAAUGCAUAUCUUUAAUAGAUUCAUGAAUCAAGCAUCGUCAGCUCUCCUCUCACUGAAGUCUAUUUUUCAGGUAUCUUUAUCAACGUGGGAAGAGGGGAAUUUACAUCCAUCCUUGGACUUUUCGGUUUCUAUCGACCCAUCCGCUUCUAUUAUGAGGAACCCCUUUUCUGAAAAGAGAUGGAAAAAGUUUCAGCUAUCAAGGAUAUUUAGCACGUUACCCGAUGCCAUUAAAAUGCAUGUAUUAGAUGUUCAUAUAACUCAGGGUGACAGAAGUUUUGUGGAUAAGUGGCUUGUUGUGCUCUGCUUGGGAUCUGGAAAAACACGAAACAUGGCACUUGAUAGGCGCUAUCUUACUCACAACUUGACUCCAUUUGCCGGAGUAGCAGCUCAUAUAUCUCAAAAUGGACAACCUAUAAGCCCACCAGCAUCCAGUUGCAUAUUGUCUCCCUUGCCCCUGUCGGGGGUAUUAAGCAUGCCAGUAACUGUUAUUGGAUGCUUCCUCAUAUCUCACAUUGGUGGGCGGUAUCUUUUCAGCCAUUCAGAUGGACAUGUUUUAACGGAGCAAGCUAAUGCUAAAGGUCUUUUGGCUGAAGCUUGGAACAAAGAAUUGCUACUAUGUAUUCGAGAUUCUUAUGUUCAAUUGGUGUUGGAGUUUCAAAAGAUCAGGAAGGACUACCACACUUCAUGUUUUGAGUCAAACUCUGCACGUGCUUUAAGUUAUAUUCUACAGGCAUAUGGUGAUAGAAUUUACUCUUUCUGGCCUAGAUCUAAAAAGAAUUCAAAAUCAUAUGGUGAUGUUGAUAGUGCCGGCGAGGAAACAGUUACUAGUAAAGCUAGUGAGGCAGAUUGGGUGUCACUAGUUGAACAAGUGAUUAGGCCUUUCUAUUACCGCCUUGUUGAUAUGCCAGUUUGGCAAUUAUACUGUGGCAAUGUUGUGAAAGCUGAUGAAGGUAUGUUCCUGUCUCAAUUUUCUGGUGAAAAUGGUGAUAACCUUCCACCCGCUAGGGUUUGUAGCUUCCUCAAAGAGCGUUACCCUGUUUUUUCUAUGCCAUCUGAAUUAGUGAAGGAAAUUCAGGCGUUAGGAGUUAAGGUGAGGGAGAUCACGCCUAAGAUGAUUCGUGGUCUACUUAAAUCUUCAGUUUCAGUUUUACCUGAAUCUGUUGAAAUGUAUAUAGAUGUGCUUGAUUACUGUUUGUCAGAUAUUCAGAUGCCAGAUUUGUCAGCAAGUGAACUAUCAGGUUUCAACAAUAGAUUGGAUUCUGUGGGUGCUUUGCAUGCGGUAAGUGAUGAUUUGUCUACAACUGCACCAUUUUUAUCCUCAAUGAAAUCACAGAGAAUUCAUAGAGAUGCUUUUCAGAGUUCAAGUAGUUCUGCAGGUGAUGCCCUUGAAAUUGUAACGUACUUUGGCAAGGCCUUAUAUGACUUUGGCCGUGGAGUUGUUGAGGAUAUAGGCAAAGCAGCGGAUCCUCUACCCAAUGUUGCUACUGCUUCUGGCAUGUCUAUUUAUAGUGAUGGAUCAUUAGCAUCUAUUCUUGCAGAGCUAAAAGGGUUGCCAUUUCCAACUUCAACAAAGUGUCUAUUGAGACUGGGCAUUGCAGAGAUAUUGAUUGGGAGCAAGGAGCAGCAGCUAUUUAUGUAUCCACUGGCAGAUAAAUUUAUCCAUACUCUUUGCUUAGAGAAAUCUUUCUUGUCUAAGAUUCUUUUUACCCAAAACAUUCACGGAGUUUUAAAAUUAAAGAGCUUCACCCCUCAGUUGGUAGCAGAGCAUUUGAGGCUGCUGCUUACUGAAUCUUGGGUGAUUCACGUAUUAUCUGUUAAUCAAGCUCCUUGGGUAUCAUGGGAUAACACUGCAGGCUCUGUGUUCGAUGGGCCACGUCCUGAGUGGAUAAGACUCUUCUGGAAAAUCUUUAGAGACAUUAAAGGUGAUCUUUCACUUAUUUCUGAUUGGCCAUUAAUUCCCGCAGUUCUGAAUAGACCAAUCUUAUGUCGUGUAAAAGAGAUCAAACUGAUAUUUAUUCCACCCAUGCUGGAGCAAUCUACUGUCACAUUUGAUGGGACUGGCAUGAUAAAUUCAUCAGAAAGUAUUGUUGAAUUAAAAAAGAUAUAUAGCACUGCAUUUGAAAUGAUAUCUUCUAGAUAUCCAUGGCUAAUAUCUUUGCUAUAUCAGUUGAGCAUACCACUUUAUGAUAUGUCAUUUCUGGACUCUGCUGCAUUGUGUUAUUUUUUCCCUACACUUAGUCAAUCACUGGGGCAUGUUAUUGCCUCCAAGCUACUUGCUGCAAAAUAUGCUGGUAGAUUUUCUGUUCCACUUCAUUUAUCUGAUGAAAAUCGUGACAGAUUGUUCACCUUGUUUGCUUUGGAUCACCAAUCACCGACUUGCUGUUUGUACAAAAGAGAAGAGCUAGACUUAUUGAAAGAACUUCCUAUAUACAAAACAGUAACAGGUUCCUACACCAUGAUAGUUGACAGAAAUCAGUGCACAAUUUCUCCAACAGCUUUCUUUCAUCCUAAAGAUGAACGGUGUCUUUCUCAUUCAGCAGAUGCAAAUCAAUUUCUUCAUGCUUUAGGGGUUGAUGAGUUGACUGAUCAAGAAGUAUUUCUAAGAUUUGCUUUGCCUGAUUUUGAAGUGAAGACAUCAGCGGAAAAGGAAGAUAUUUUAUUUUAUUUAUAUUUAAAUUGGAAAGAUCUGCAAUUAGAUACCACAAUAGUGAAUUGUUUGAAAGAGACAAAUUUCGUGCGUACUGCCAAUGAAGUUAGUACUAAUCUAUUUAAACCAAGGGAUUUGUUGGAUCCUCAUGAUUCAUUGUUGUCAUCAGUAUUCAGUGGGGAGAGAAGUAAAUUCCCCGGUGAGAGGUUUACUACAGAUGGAUGGCUCCACAUUUUAAGGAAAACAGGUCUUCGCACAUCCUCACAAGGUGAUAUGAUAACAGAGUGUGCAAGAAAGAUCGAGUCACUUGGACGUGAAGCCCUUGCACAUGCAGGGGAUCUUGAAAGUUUUGAGACUGAGUCAUCCUUUAGGAAAAAAGAAGUUCCUUUGGAGAUAUGUUCAUUAGCUGAAUCUGUCGUAGUUGCAAUAAUUGCAAACCUUUCAACACUUUUUAACAAUGAUUUCUGUGACACGAUCAGUAAUAUUGCUUUUGUUCCUGCUGAAAAAGGUCUUCCCAUGAUUGGUGGUAAGAAAGGUGGGAAUAGGGUCCUUUGCACAUAUAGGGAAGCAAUUUUUUCCAAGGACUGGCCUUUGGCCUGGAGUACUGCUCCAAUCCUUGUCAAAUUGAAUGUGAUUCCUCCUGAAUUUUCUUGGGGAGCAUUUCAUCUUAGGAGCCCCCCACCCUUUUCUACUGUUUUAAAGCAUUUGCUGGUUGUUGGAAGAAACAAUGGAGAGGACACACUUUCUCGUUGGCCAUGUUCACCAGGAAUGAUGACAGUAGAAGAUGCUUCUUUUGAAAUUCUAAAGUAUUUGGAUGCAAAUUGGGGAGCAAGAUCUUCCUCGGAUACAAGGGAGUUGCAGAAAGUGCCAUUCAUCCCUGUUGCAAAUGGGACUCGCUUUGUUACAGUGACAUCUUUGUUUGUUCGUCUAACAACUAACCUUUCACCAUUUGCAUUUGAGCUUCCCAGUAUGUAUUUACCAUUUGUGAAGAUUUUGAAGGAAAUUGGGAUACAUGAAGUUCUUACAGUUGACCAUGCGAGAGACCUUAUCAUGAACAUCCAAAAUUCCUGUGGAUAUCAACGCCUUAAUCCAAACGAACUUCGUGCCAUUAUGGAAAUAUUGAAUUUCAUUUGCAGCAGCGCUAUCAAAUCAAGUUCUGAUAGAUCUGAGAAUGUAUUUGAUCAUAUAGUACCAGAUGAUGGCUGCAGGCUUGUAUCAGCGAACUCCUGUGUAUAUGUGGAUUCUUAUGCUUCACAGUUUCUUGCUGAAAUAGAUGCUUCUAGGAUUAGAUUUUGUCACCCAGAGCUUCCCGAAAAUAUAUGCGUGACUUUAGGCAUCAAAAAGGUUUCUGAUGUUGUCAUUGAGGAACUAGAUGAACCCCAAUUGCAACUUGUGGAUCAGAUUGGUUCUGUUCCAUUGAGCAAGAUAAAGAAUAAGCUUUUAAGCAAACAACUUCAGCAUGCACUCUGGAAAUUAAUUGAUGGUAUGAAAUACCACUCUUCAUCAUUUGAAGUGAUGAAUUUGGAACACUUGGAAAGGUCGCUAAGUCAGGUGGCAUAUAAAUUGCAGUUUGUUAAAUUACUUCAUACUCGUUUUCUUCUACUUCCAAAUAAUGUGGAUAUUACACGCAUACCAAAGGAUUUUGGUAUACCUGAAUGGAAUUUGAGUCCCAGGCAUCGUACUGUACAUUUUGUGGAUAAAUCAAGGAACAAAAUUUUAGUCGCAGAACCUCCAAGCUACAUAUCCAUAUAUGAUGUUGUUGCCACAGUCGUAAGUCAGAUUUUAAAGGCACCAUCCAUAUUACCAAUUGGGCCGCUCCUUGCUUGCCCAGAUGGUUCUGAGAAAGCAUUUCUGAUUGCAUUGAAACUAGGAUCUGAAAUUGGAAUCAUUAGAGAAGGUAAAACCAAUAUACUUGCAGGGAAGGAACUGGUUCCUCAGGAUGCUCUUCAGGUGCAGCUCCUGCCCAUGAGACCUUUUUAUAGAGGCGAGAUAGUUGCAUGGAAACAUGGUAAAGAAGGGGACAAACUAAGAUAUGGUGUUGUUUCAGAAGAUGUGAGGCCAACUUCUGGUCAAGCAAUUCACAAGAUACCUUUGGAAAUAUUUCCUGGAGUGCUUCAAGCACUUCUAUCAACUCAAGUUUUCUCUUUCAAAAAUGUUUCUAUGGGAGAUGUUACUUAUAUGUCAUCGUUGCCAGAAAGCAGUCAGGUCACCUCCAAAAAUGUGCUGCUCAAUGUUCAGGAAAAUAAAGAUUCUGAAAAUGGCAAAGUAGAGCAACAGACUGGAAGAGAACUGCGGUAUGGUAAAGUAUCUGCAGAAGAGACAGUUCGAGCUGUCCAUGACAUGCUCUUAACUGCUGGAAUCAACAUGGAUACUGAGCAGCAGACACUCCUACGGACGACUCUUGCCCUUCAAGAACAGAUCAAAGAGUUUCAGGUGGCCCUGUUAGUUGAGCAGGAAAAGACAGAAACAGCAAGCAAAGAUGCUGAUACAGCAAAAGCUGCUUGGUCCUGUCGUGUUUGUCUUAGUUCUGAGGUCGACACCGCCAUUGUUCCUUGUGGCCAUGUCCUCUGCUACAAAUGCUGUUCUGAAGUUCACCGGUGUCCUUUCUGCCGCUGCUUUAUUUCAAAUAAGCAGAAAAUUUUCCGCCCAUGAAUGCCUGCAGCUGAAUGAUUACAAAAAGAUCUGUAAAACUUAAGAAGAUAUUCCAAAGUUCCGAAUUGAAGAUUCAAGAAAAUAAGAACAACAAAUCUACAUAGACAUCCAAGAAGCAAUCACUGAAGAAUUCAUAUGGUACAUAACUUAAAAGAAGAUAUUUGUAAAAAGUUUUUUCUUUCUUUUUUUUUUAAGUUUUUUUUCUAUUUUACAAAUAAUCUUGUAAAAAUUCCAUUUAUGAGGUAAUUCAAUUGAAAUAACCAUUCAUUUUUUGUGAUAUCCGACCUCUUGUGCAUGUUUUUUGAGUGAUGAACUAAUCUAAACCCUUUGGAUGCUAA